Molecule: messenger RNA, 1188 nt
Organism: Linderina pennispora
Lineage: Eukaryota; Fungi; Kickxellomycota; Kickxellomycetes; Kickxellales; Kickxellaceae
Exons: 11
Coding region: 38-922 (294 amino acids)
Source: RefSeq, a predicted model, not a curated record
UUCUCAUUCGCCAUUUACAUUUCUUACUCUCUUUACUAUGGACCACUUUGUAAACAGCGUUGAAUCACAAAAGUAUGUCUGCAGACGGCAUGAUAUGCUAACUUCGCUUGUAACUCUCGAGGAAGGAUUCUAUAGGACCCUUGUCCUCUGUCCCUGGUUCGCCUGCAAGAUCCAGUCGUCUGGGUUCAACCGCGCGACCUGGCCCGAUGGUCUGGUUCCUGUUGGGCCGGUUCCUUGUCCCGACAAAGCUACCGGAAAGAUCAAACUUCUGCAUAUUCAUGUCGUGCGACUGAAGGACAACAGCGGCAUGGUUAUUUCGGUCAAUUUCAACCAUGGCGUCGCAGAUGAUGAGACGCGUGCGCUAGUGAACGGUCGUCCUGCAAAGCAGCUUUCAACAAAAUCCCGCGUGGCGGAUUUUAUCCUGUGGCUCUCGCCUAACAAGCGCACAAGGUUGAUCGACGGGCUUCGCAGCCAAGUACUGGAGCAUCUGCCGCAUGGGACACGUCUGUCCACUAACGACGUCAUUUCUGCAGUCUUACACAGAGUCCACGAGCAGUCUGUGAAUGGAGCUGCAGGCGAACAUUGUACUUCAGUCAUCGUUGAUCAUCCGUCGAUGAAUUACAUGGGAAACCCGGUAUUUGGCGAACUUGCACAUCAGCCAAUUACUGCCAAGACUAUCUCUGUGCUUGUGACGACAACUACUAAUACGGUUGCUUCUGCCAAGAUGUAUGCUGCAGACUUUGGCAAUGGGGUGCAGGCGUAUUCGACGACACAUCCUGAACUCAGCAUGGGCGUAUUUGUGAUUCUUCCUUCACCACCUCCAAGCAAUGACAUUCUUGUCAACAUCUGCGAUGCGUCUUCAGUAAUGGACGGUGUCCUGAAGAACGAAUUCUGGAGCGACUUUGCAGAGAUGAUUUACUAAUAGAUAUAUACGCACUGCUUUCUAAUGAUCCUGUGACAUGAAGCUGGUGGCUCUAUGACUUGGUAGGUUUAUAGAUCAGCAGCAAGUGGUCUCAAACCAGACUCGCAGGACUUGGAAAGAAGCAGGUGUCGUGAAGCAAGUAUCCACAGCCCUGAAUUCUGGCCUGGCGGCAUCCACAUGCUGCUGAAGACCAUACCAGUCUACUUUUCCAGUAUCAUCUGCACAACGAGACGUGGUUUAUUUAAUAAAUAUGGCUUUAUCACUAA